GCGAGGACGUUGUGUCCUCUCUUCUGGACUUGAGCAUGCUCCAAGCUCGUCAGGGGCGACUCACCCUCCAUGUCGCUGCACUACGUCGCCUUCUCGCCAUCCUCUCAGACCCUGACCGCACCCUCCCGAUCAUCCCAGUACGAUUGGGGACCUCCACGAGGGUGUACUCAGCGUUGUGGGAUUCCGGUUCUCGAGGCGACUUCAUUCAGCCCCGUGUGGUGAAAGAAGCCCGCUUACCUACGACCGGGUCUCCGUCUCCCAUCUCUGUCACCCUAGGGGAUGACAAGACCCAGCGCUUCUUCAAUCAGACGGUCACCGACCUCCCUUUCUUCCUCACUCUCAAGCCGACUUAUCGUCCCCCGGCGUCUCAUCGCCACCGCUCCUCUGCACAUUUCGAUGUGAUGGAGACGGGGUACGACUUCAUUCUCGGCACUCCGUGGUCUCGUCGGUUCUGCAGCACCGAGGCCGAUUGGGUGACCAACACUCUCGUUCUCAAAACAAAGUGUGGACAGACGUAUCGCAUACCUUUCAUAGGUACCCCCGCGACACCACGCCCCGAUCCUCCUCCCCUGGAGCCUUCCGUGCCCACACCACCUCCUUCUAUCACUGUCACCUCGCCUCUGCAGUUCGCCCACUUCAUCCGACAGGACGAUGUCACCUUCUUUAUGCUGGACGUGACGGAUCUCUUACACUAUAAUCCACCCUGUCCCGACGCCGAGCUCAUCCCUCUGGAGCCAGAUCCUCCUUCUAUCUCCAUGGCUCCCAUCUCUACUUCCGUCCCUCCCCCGUCUAUCGAGUCCACUCCACUGUCGCGCGUUGACGCUGACGCUGAGGAACUCGCACGAUAUACGGCUGACCUGGAGCCCGCAGUUUGUGACCUCAUCCGAGAGUACCACGAUGUUUUUCCAUCGUCGUUCUCGUACGCCGGCAUCCCACCGAUGCGUGACGUCGAGCACUCCAUUCAGCUUGUGCCUGACUAUCAUGGAACUCUUCGUCUCUGCAUCUACUACCGCGGUCUCAACCGCUACACGAUUAAGAACAGCUACCCCAUGCCUCGUUCCGAUGAGUUGUUCGACCGCCUAGCAGGCAACCGCUUUUUUACGAAGAUUGAUCUUCGUAGCGGUUACCAUCAGAUCUGCGUCGCUGCAGCCGRCCARCCGAAGACCRCGUUCCGAUCGCGAUUCGGCCACUACGAGUUCACGGUGAUGCCAUUCGGCCUCACCAACGCACCCGCUACCUUCCAGAGGGCGAUGAACGACAUCUUCAGGGACAUCCUGGAGCAGUACGUUCUCGUCUACCUCGACGAUAUCCUGGUCUAUAGUUGUACCCUUGAGGAGCACCUCAGACACCUCCACGACGUCCUUGACCGCUUGCGCAGACAUGGCUUCUACGCCAAGCUGAGCAAGUGUCGCUUUGCCCAGCACAAAGUGGAUUUCUUAGAACACUACGUGUCUGACCAGGGUCUCCACACGGACACGGCGAAGAUCACUACUAUUGCGGAGUGGCCCGCCCCCACAUCCGCCAAGCAGCUUCGCAACUUCCUAGGCCUGACCAACUACUAUAGUAAUCUCAUCCGGGGAUACGCUAGGUAUUCCUACGUCCUUACCUCCACCCUCCUUCGGAAGAACCCACCCUGGGCUUGGACACCCCUCCACGAGGACACCUUCCGCGCCCUCAAGAAGGCGGCGGUUCUUCACCUACCCGAUUUUGAUCGCCCUUUUAUCCUUACCACCAAUGCGUCAGCCUUUGCUGUAGGAGCAGUGCUUUCUCAGGUCUUCCCCUCCUCUCCUGAUUCCUCUCCUUUUCGUAUCCCUCGCUUCCCACCACCUACCCCUACCACUGCUUCCCAACUGACGCCUACUCGUCCAGCUACUGACGAGCCUUCUAUUGACUAUUCUCCUACCAUUGUCGAGGACGACAUUGUCGAGUCUCGCUCAGGUGAUUGUCCGAUAGCCUUCUAUUCCCGUCAGCUUCUGUGCGCCGAGAUAAACUACACCGCUGAUGAAUGUGAGGUUAUCGCAGUAGUUUAUGCCGCUCGGCACUGGCGUCACUACCUGCACGGGGCACCGUUCACGGUGCGUACGGACAACUCUGUUAUCCAGGCUUUUCUGACAAAACCGAAGCUCACUCCUCGACAGGCUCGUUGGUGGCGCGACCUAUCCGAGUUUAGUUUCACCACUGAGCACAUCAAGGGUGAGACUAAUCGGGUCGCAGAUGCCCUAUCCCGACGCCCUGACCACGACCAGGAGCAGAUCCAACUCUCUUCCAUCUCGGUCACCACUGUCCACCACUCGGUGAUCGACGAGUUUCGCCCUCAGUAUCGUCACUGCCCCGACUAUCGCGACAUCCACGCGACCCUUCGGAGUGGCAAGACCGUCCCGAACUACUCUCUCGGGGACAACGUUCUCGUGUACUGGCACGGUUCACAGGGCACCAGAGAGCCCCGUAUUUGCGUUCCCUCCACUGGACAGCUACGUGUCCGCGCAGUAGCAGAGUUCCAUGACCAGGCAGCCGCCGGUCAUAUGGGCUUCCACAAGAUGUUUGCUCGUGUGAGCCGCCUGUACGUCUGGCCGAAGCGCAAGGACUUUGAGAAGGACUACAUCGCAGAGUGUCCCACCUGUCAGGAGGUGAACAGUGCGAACCACGUUCCUUAUGGUUUGCUCCAGCCUCUUUCUAUCCUUGAGGGUCGUUGGCAAUCCAUCUCGAUGAACUUUAUCGGUCCCCUUCGUCCUCCGACCCCUCGCGGUCAUGAUGUUAUCCUGGUCGUCGUCGACCGCUUCACGAAGCGUGCACUCUUUGUUCCGUGUCGCUAUGCCAUCAGUGCACGUGAGGUCGCCGACAUCGUGUUUGACCGAGUCGUGCGUGACCACGACUUACCUCUGAGCAUCAUAUUUGACUGUGACCCACGCUUUACCAGCCGAUUCUGGCGACUGCUCCACGAGGUGUACGGCACUCAGCUCCGCUUCUCCUCGUCUUACCAUCCUCAGACUGAUGGUCAGACAAAGAUCACGAACAGGACUCUCGAAGAUAUCCUCCAAAAGAUUGUUCGUGACGACCAGCAGUGGGAUCUCAAUCUUGCCCACGCGGAGAUAGCCUACAACCACGCCGUCUCGCCAACCACGGGGAUGUUGCCUUACUAUUGCGACCUCGACUAUCACCCUCGUUUUCCUGCGGACUUCCUCCGAUCAUCACAGAUGCACCCCGACACGAGUUGUCCCGCGCUGGAUGAUUGGGUUGCACACAUGACGCCGAUCAUGAAAACCACACAUGAGCACAUAGCCGCUUCCCAGACCCGCAUGGCAGCACGUGCGAACCGAUCGAGGAUAGAUCACCCAUUCAAAGUCGGUGAUGAUGUGGUUAUCGACGCCCGCCACUUACAGCUCGAAGCGGACACGCUUCGCAAGUUUCGGCGUCGCUUCUUUGGACCAUGCCGCAUCCUCCAGGGCGUCGGUUCUGAUAUGGCAUCUAGCCUGGUCAGCUUCCGUGUGAAGUUGCCCGACUACCUAUGCCAGGCUAGUGUGCAUGAUGUCUACCACGUCUCGUUACUGCGUCCUUACCGCAGACCGUCUGAGCGUUUCGUUGGACGACCAUACGAGCGCCCUCCACCCAUCAUGGUGGACGGCCACGAGGAGUUCCUCGUUUCAGACAUCAUUGGUCGCCGAGUCACCGACGAUACCCUCCCCACGUUGAGUAUCUCGUACGUUGGAAGGGUUACCCUGAUGAGGAGGCUACCUGGGAGCCCCUUGAGCACUUGCAGCACACUCGCAUGUUGGUGCGUGCCUAUGACCGUGCUCGUCGUGCUGGGUUCACUGCUCCUCCUCAGCCCACCGACCCUCCCCCUUCUCCCCCGGCUGAGGAGACCGCUGAAGUCGAGCCUGCUCCAUCUGAGGCAGACCUUCAGCAACAGCCGGAUGCUUCUGAGCGUCCACAGCGCACUCGUCGUCGUCCUACUCGAUACGAGGAUUGACUCUGACUUACCUUCCCACGUCUUUGACUUCUCAGUACUCCACCCACUCCAGUUUUGCUCCUUCAGCUCAUCGACGUUGCGGUUCUUCCUCGACGACAUUCUGGACUUCUCAUCGUGGACGUCAUCGGCAGCUUCAUGGACUUCGUCACGAUCAGCUCUGCCAACUUCAGACGUCAUCACUCCCUUACCACUUGACCCUGUACAGUACCCUGCUUGUGUCGCAUGAUGAUCUCCCCUUUAGCCGGGUUCCUCUGAGUUGGGCUCUCCCUUGGUAUACGCAUAGGCAUCGGGACC
This is a messenger RNA of Chara braunii, 4261 nucleotides long. NCBI's taxonomy places the organism in Eukaryota, Viridiplantae, Streptophyta, Charophyceae, Charales, Characeae. The record is from the annotation of a GenBank genome assembly.